GGUUGUUCCUUCCACAGAGUCACAGUCACAGUCACAGACGCUGCCCCCCUUUCUCAACACAAACGCACAGAACAGAAGACAGCGAGAGUGAGUAACCCAACAUCAACAUGCUCGAGUCGAAACUGAGGCUGAUCUAGUGUGUCCCAUGUUUUUCUCUGUCGUCCUCGUCGUCGGUAAUGUUUGAGCUCCUCCUGCCUGGGUCCUGGAGCUGGAGGUGAAUAGUUGUUGGUUGGGGGUUGCGAAGAUGAAUACUUGUGCUACUGGAGCUGGAGGUGGAGGUGGAGGUGGGGCUGCUGGGAUGACGGGGAUGAGGUCACCUUUCACAGUGUCUCAGUGGCAAGAGCUGGAGCAUCAGGCUCUGAUCUUCAAGUAUAUGAUGGCAGGCAUGCCCGUGCCUCCUGAUCUCGUGCUUCCUAUUCAGAAGAGUUUUGAGUCCAUUUCUCAAAGAUUGUUCCACCAUCCUACCAUGGGUUAUUGUUCCUUCUACGGGAAGAAGGUGGACCCUGAACCGGGACGCUGUAGAAGGACUGACGGAAAGAAGUGGAGGUGCUCCAAGGAUGCAUACCCGGACUCCAAGUACUGUGAGCGCCACAUGCACCGUGGCCGCAACCGUUCAAGAAAGCCUGUGGAAUCACAAACCAUGACACAGUCAUCGUCCACUGUGACAUCAUUGACUGUCACUGCAAGCAGCAGUGGAACUGGGAGCUUCCAGAACCUUCCACUGAAUGCCUUUGGUAACACCCAAGGAACUAGUUCUGGAACCAAUCAGUCUCAUUAUCAGAUAGACUCCAUUCCUUUUGGAAUCCCAAACAAAGAUUAUAGGUAUCUUCAAGGACUUAAACCCGAGAUUGGUGAGCAUAGUUUCUUGUCUGAUGCUUCAGGAAGCAACAGGGGUCUCCAGAUGGACUCACCACUAGACAGCACAUGGCCUCUGAUGCCAUCCAGAGUUGGCUCAUUUCCCGCAUCAAAAUCGGGUGAUGGCUCCAUUUUGCAUCAUGAUUAUCCACAGCAUUCAUUUUUCAAUAAUGCAUUCCCCUCAGAAUCUGUGAAACAGGAAGGUCAAUCUCUCCGACCUUUCUUUGACGAGUGGCCUAAAGGCAGGGAUUCCUGGUCUGGUCUUGAGGAUGAGAGAUCCAACCAGACCUCAUUCUCCACCACCCAGCUCUCAAUAUCAAUUCCAAUGACUUCAUCUGACAUCUCUGCAACAAGUUCUCGAUCCCCACGUGAUAGUUGAGAGAAGAGAAUCAUGCUUUGGGAAUUCCAGGCUUGGGAAAGUCGUAUGAUAUGCUUCAGAGAGUGCUUGAAGAGUCACUCGUGUUUGUGAAAGCUUUGGUGGUUACCUAUAUUUGUUUAAAAGUACAUUUGCAGACUCGAGUUUAGGUCUGAAUAAUUCAAACAACAUGAUUCACAAGUAUGUAUGUAGGAUAAGGAUAUCCAGAACAUGAAAGAGCAACAUUUGUCGGUCUUGGCUUUGAUUUGUUGAUAUAUAUAUCUAUAUUCAAUGAA
Messenger RNA from Prunus mume (Japanese apricot), 1506 nucleotides. RefSeq names its product growth-regulating factor 4-like. Gene Ontology annotation, molecular function: ATP binding. Gene Ontology annotation, cellular component: nucleus. The record is from RefSeq and is a predicted model, not a curated record. Gene Ontology annotation, biological process: DNA-templated transcription; developmental process; regulation of DNA-templated transcription. Lineage: Eukaryota; Viridiplantae; Streptophyta; Magnoliopsida; Rosales; Rosaceae.